UGCCUUGCGCAAGCCCACCCGCCGCGGCCCUCUAAAGUCCACAUUUGAUAGCUGAUCCUGAAGAAGUCCUUAGAAUUGUGGCUACUUGAUAGUUGCUGUGAAGAAUUGGAACCUACCAGUGCGUCUUUGAAUGAAAGUCUUUUAAGAAUAAACAUCUGGACUUGAGGGCAUUGGGUCCUAGGAAGAGAGAAGCUUGGAACCUCGCUUGGGGAAGCCUGGUGCAGAGAUGUCUUGACAUAGCUCGGGCAAGAGGUAGGAGCUGACACUCGGUCACAGCGCCCUCCCUUGCCUGUGGUUGGCCACCAUGAGACCCCAAUGCUGGUAAAGGCUAGCCACAUGAGCUUAAUGGACACAUAGCAGCCGUGGCGAAUUGGGGGUCCCAAUCGGGACCUCCCAGGAUAGAGCAGCCCCAGCUUUGGAAUUUAGAAGCACAUCUCAGAAGAAGCCAGGAUAGAGAGAGAUUCUGUGUAGGACAGGAAUGUUCCAAACACUCUGGAAUCAUAGACUACCUCAGCUCUUUAACUGAGCAUGUCUUAUUAUUAUUAACACCUGACAAGAAGAACCACACCAGCCUCCUGGUUAUAACCACAGAACACCAGAAAGAAUGGUUCUGAUAAAAAAAGACAAGUGUUGCUCUUUCCAUGCUUAGCGCAGCCAUGGCCCGUGGUCCCAAGAAGCAUCUGAAGCGUGUAGCAGCUCCAAAGCAUUGGAUGCUGGAUAAGCUGACCGGUGUGUUUGCUCCUCGUCCAUCCACCGGUCCCCACAAGCUGAGAGAGUGUCUCCCACUCAUCCUUUUCCUAAGAAACAGGCCUAAGUAUGCCCUGACAGGAGAUGAAGUGAAGAAGAUCUGCAUGCAGCGCUUCGUUAAAAUCGAUGGCAAGGUCCGAACUGAUACAACCUACCCUGCUGGAUUUAUGGAUGUCAUCAGCAUUGACAAGACUGGAGAGAAUUUCCGUCUGAUUUAUGACACCAAGGGUCGCUUUGCUGUUCAUCGUAUCACACCUGAGGAGGCCAAGUACAAGUUGUGCAAAGUGAGAAAAAUCUUUGUGGGCACAAAAGGAAUCCCUCGUCUGGUGACUCAUGAUGCUCGUACCAUCCGCUAUCCUCAUCCACUCAUCGAAGUGAAUGACACCACUCAGAUUGAUUUGGAGACUGGCAAGAUUACUGAUUUCAUCAAGUUUGACGCUGGUAACCUGUGCAUGGUGACUGGAGGCGCUAACCUGGGGAGAAUUGGUGUGAUCACCAACAGAGAAAGACAUCCCGGGUCUUUUGAUGUGGUUCACGUGAAAGAUGCCAAUGGCAACAGCUUUGCCACUCGCCUCUCCAACAUUUUCGUUAUUGGCAAAGGCAACAAACCAUGGAUUUCUCUUCCUCGAGGAAAAGGUAUCCGUCUCACCAUUGCUGAAAAGAGGGAUAAGAGACUGGCAGCCAAACAGAGCAGUGGGUGAAAUGGUCUCCAUGUAACAUAAUAACAUGUUAAAAAGUUAUUUGUACUUAAUUAAAGAUAUUACAGUGUGGAAAAAAAAAAGACAAGUGUUGAUGAGGAGGUGGAGAAAUCGGAACCCUCCUACCCUGCCCCUGGGAGCGUCAAGCGGUGCCGCUUCUUGAAAACAGCUUGGAGGUUCCUCCGAUGAUUAAAAAUAGAACUACUGUGCGACCCAGCAGUCCCCCUCCCACGUGGAAAUGAAAGCAUGUCUGAACAAAACUUACAGAUGUGCACAGCAGCACUAUUCACCAUAGCAAAAAAUAGAAACAAGCCAAUGCCCAUUGGCUGAUGGAAGGAUAAACAGAAUGUGGUGUCCCAUACAAUGGAAUAUUGUUUGGCCGUAAAAAGGAACGGAGCUCUUGUGCAUACAACACGGGUGAGCCUUGCGUGUGUGAAGGGAGAGCCGGUCGUGUGGCCGCACGUGGCGAGACUGCUGGCGUGGAAAGUCUGAGUGGGCUGAUCUGCAGGGACAGAAAGCAGACUGGUGAAUUCCAGGGGCCAGGGACCGGAGCAGGCGAAAAUGGAGAAUGACUGUUCAAAGGGUCUGGGGUUUCUCGGGGGACUAUGAAAACAUUCUGGAAAUACGGUGGUGAUGGCAGUGCAUGACCUCACGAAUCUACAGAAACCCGCCGUUGAAGGGUGGAAUUUAUGGUACGUGAAUUAUGUCUCAAUUUAAAUCUCCGUGAUCUAGCCUGGAGAGGACAAAGGGCCCCUUGUCAUGCUGAGUGUCCUGCGGACUAGAGCAGACUGGAGCCGUGGCUGGACAGCCGAUGCAGCCCACAGGAGGGUGCGGCGCUUGUAGUGCCCACCCGCCACCUCCCUCCUCCUCUCCUGGCCUCCCUGGAGAUAGGCCCACCCUGACGCUCCUGGCUUACGGGGCGUUGUGUCGUGCGGGAUCUGCUCUAGUCCUGAGUCCACGGCGAGCAGGCGGGGGCCAGCCCCUGGGCCUCACAGUCUGAGGAGGAGGGACAGAGUAAGCCAGAGUCACAAGAGAGGCCUGGAGGGCAGGCGUGGGCUGCAGAGGUGUGUUCUGAAGCCUCCACGGAGGUCCUGUCCGGGCUGAGGUUUACCGGGCGUCUGAAGCUGCUCUGGGACAAGCCUGUCCUCUGACUCACGGGCCAGGGCCACCGCAGUGAGGCUGAGGGAGCCUGCGUGCCAGGGGCUCCUUGGGCGUCUGCAGGAUGGGAGAGACACCCGGGCAGGACUGGGAGGCGGGCAGAGCGGGGCGUGCGGUGCGUCUGGACGGCAGGGCGUGAGACACACAAACGUCAUGUCUGACCCUUUCACCUGGGUCUCCCUGACUCAGGCCCGUCAGGUGACAGUGGGCUGCUUCACCCUUGCUGCUGUAAUUUCACACAGCAAGUGUGUGACAAUCAUGAUUUCAGAGAAUUAUCUCUCAAUGAGUAAAAGCAGCCUCUUCUCAAAGAAGGGGCUGUCCUGACAGUUGACAGCCGUCCUGGGAAGAAAUUCCUUUCCUUUAAACUGCAGCUGGUCUCACCUGCUUUACCUGGUCUGUCCUCAGCUGGGGAAUGAAUGGCAGGGCCGGUGUUCACUUGUCUCAAGCCAGCUGUGAGCGGCAGCCACUAACCCCUCCCCAGGAAGCUCGGAGCCUGGGGGCAAGGUGGAAAGCAGACUGCUAAUCACCUUGUGCAAGUACGUCUAAUGCAGAUUGGGCCAGUGAGCUCCACUUGCAAAACGUCCUCAACACGGACAGUACAGGGUGACAUUCGAGCUAAACUGGCCUGAGGGAGACCAGGGGACAGAGAUUGACCCCCAGGAGAGGACAUUUAAGCAGGCCUGAAGGAGCAGUGGUGUUAUAUAGCCGAGAUUCACAGGGCCUCGGGACAGAGAGACAGAGUCACGGAGGCUGUAAUUAUCAAAAAGAGUUUUAUUGUCUAGCUCAAGCUAGGGUCCGAGGCCCCUGAGUACCAGCGCAGUGGCGUCGUCUUCGGGCAGGGACCCCCCCUUUGUGUACUAGUGACCCUUUUAUACUUAAGCUGUUUACACACUGGUCAUGCAUCC
Molecule: messenger RNA, 3508 nt
Organism: Microcebus murinus (gray mouse lemur)
Lineage: Eukaryota; Metazoa; Chordata; Mammalia; Primates; Cheirogaleidae
Source: RefSeq, a predicted model, not a curated record